Messenger RNA from Ilex paraguariensis (yerba mate), 504 nucleotides. The record is from the annotation of a GenBank genome assembly. Lineage: Eukaryota; Viridiplantae; Streptophyta; Magnoliopsida; Aquifoliales; Aquifoliaceae.
AUGAAGAAAUUGCAGUAUGAGGUUGACAAAAAAGAGUCUGAAAUUACUUCACUAAAGGAAGAACUGAGUGAGACCAGUCUGAACAACAAGUCCCUCGAAAAGAAACUUAAUGCAAGUGGUUGUUUCUCUAUUCUUGAUAAUGUUAAGCUCUCUGAUUCAAAUCCAAAAGAUUUUACAAUGGUUUUGAAUUAUGGGUUGAAAUCUAUAAGGAACUUUGCGAAACUUUUGAUCAGAGAAAUGGAGUCUGCGAACUGGGAUAUCGAAGCUGCUUCAAAUGCCACAGAGCUUGGAGUUAUAUUCAAGAGUACAAAUCACAAAGAUUCUAUGAUUGAGAAGUUCUUGAAGACCAAGUAUCUCUGUUUAGUUCACCCGAAAAUGGAGACUUCAUUUUUCGGGAAUCUGAAUCAGAGAAAGAAAAUCAAUUCCGGAGAGUACCCAGAAACGGAGUUUUUUAAAGCAUUUGCUGAAAUGGCGAGAAGGGUUUGGCUUCGAGCCGUGCAUUAA